Messenger RNA from Notechis scutatus (mainland tiger snake), 1807 nucleotides. It is a transcript of the gene SUGCT, whose product is annotated as succinyl-CoA:glutarate-CoA transferase. Lineage: Eukaryota; Metazoa; Chordata; Lepidosauria; Squamata; Elapidae. The record is from RefSeq and is a predicted model, not a curated record. Gene Ontology annotation, molecular function: succinate-hydroxymethylglutarate CoA-transferase activity. Gene Ontology annotation, cellular component: mitochondrion.
CUGAGCUGAAGUUGAAACAAGAUACCCACCACGUCUGCGAAGUGGACGCCUCUGAAGACUUGGUACAAGAGUCCAAAGUUUUUGAGAGUGCUGAUAUCAGUCCUCCCGUAACUUCGCUGGUCGGCCAAUGUCAGCUGUCGGCAUGUUGGGGCCUACGAUAGGAAGAAGCAGUCGCGCCAUAGAUCAUCUGAGGAAAGCCCUAUGCUCUCCGCUGGUUAGCGGUGUCGGCUCUUUUCUCGGUCCCCUGGGCUUCCCUCAACUGUUGCGACUUCCCUCCUGCCCUGGCAGUUUCAGGGGGCUGCAGCAGGGAAACUGCCUCCAUCCAGGUGCUGAUACAGUGAAGCCACUUGAUGGUGUGAGGAUUCUUGAUCUCACAAGAGUGCUUGCAGGACCUUUUGCCACAAUGAACCUUGGGGAUCUUGGAGCUGAAAUAAUCAAAGUGGAGAAACCAGGGUCUGGGGAUGAUACUCGAUCCUGGGGACCACCAUUUGUUGGAACUGAAAGUGUUUAUUUUCUCAGUGUAAACAGAAAUAAAAAGAGUAUAGCUAUCAACAUGAAGAAGGCCAAGGGAGCAAAGAUAAUUAAAGAGCUAGCAGCUGUCUGUGAUGUCCUUGUGGAAAACUAUGUCCCUGGAAAAUUGGCUGGAAUGGGUCUGGGUUAUGAUGACAUUAACACAGUUGCACCUCAUAUUAUCUAUUGCUCAAUAACAGGCUAUGGUCAGACUGGUCCAAAAUUUCAACAAGCAGGUUAUGACUCAGUUGCAGCUGCUGUUUCUGGACUCUUGCAUGUCACAGGGCCUGAGGGCGGUGAGCCAGUUAGGCCAGGAGUAGCUAUGACUGACCUUGCUACAGGAUUAUAUGCAUAUGGAGCAAUUAUGGCUGCACUUCUUCAACGACAUAAAACAGGGAAAGGAAUGCACUUGGAUUGCAAUCUGCUUUCAUCUCAGGUUGCCUGCCUUACUUAUAUAGCGAGCAAUUUCCUAAAUUGCAGAACAGAAUCCAUACGAUGGGGCACUGCUCAUGCAAGUAUUGUACCCUAUCAGGCUUUUAGAACAAAAGAUGGAUAUAUUGUAGUAGGAGCAGGAAAUAAUCAACAGUUUGCUACUGUUUGCAAGGUUCUCAGUUUUCCUGAAAUCAUUCAUGACCCCAAAUACAAAAAUAACCAGCAGCGAGUGAUAAAUAGGAAAGAACUUAUUGGAAUAUUGUCAGCCAGGUUCUUGGAAGAAGAAACCUCCAAAUGGCUAGACCAUUUUGAGGGCAGUGGAGUUCCAUACGGUCCAAUCAACAGCAUGAAGCAAGUGUUCUCAGAUCCUCAGGUUCUGCACAAUAAACUUAUAAUGGAGAUGAAGCAUCCAACAGUAGGGAAGAUUACUGUUCCAGGACCAGCUGUAAGGUAUAGCCAGUUUGAAGUGUCUGAUCCUAAACCACCACCUCUGGUUGGACAGCAUACACUGGAUGUAUUGAAGAGUACAUUGGGGUAUAAGGAUGAUGUUAUACAGGAUCUGUUUGAUGCUGGGAUAAUAGCUCAGCAUGAAUUCAAGUGAAUUGAAUUUCCAUUCAUUAUGAUCAGGAUGCCUGGGGAAACACAUUUCCAUGGCUUCCAAAUUCAACAGAAUGAGUCAGGAACUAUAAAUCCAAGAGUGUUCAAGCAGCAGGACAGGGCUCUCUUUGCUUGGCCUGAAGAUAGAUAUAAAGAAAUUCAUUUUCUUUUCUUCAUCCAAGGAACUUUCAAUUGACUAUCACAAAAAGCAAGAAGUUAUAACUCUUAAGCACUGAUGUUACAAAAUAAAAUCCACACUCUUCCCAUC